Messenger RNA from Puccinia triticina, 1416 nucleotides. RefSeq lists its product as uncharacterized. The record is from RefSeq and is a predicted model, not a curated record. The transcript has 3 exons. NCBI's taxonomy places the organism in Eukaryota, Fungi, Basidiomycota, Pucciniomycetes, Pucciniales, Pucciniaceae. Gene Ontology annotation, biological process: lipid metabolic process. Bases 1 to 1416 code for a protein of 471 amino acids.
AUGGAGAGUGUCAAUCCCCAUCAGACAAACUUCUUCCCUCUGAAAGGUCUCAAGUCCCCUUGGUCAGCGGUAAAUGCAACUUUAUCAAGCUGGGAAUCGAGCUCAGCAGAACCAGUCCGAGGAAUAGCACCGGCCGGGAUAUUUGAGAAGAGCUUUAUCAUCAGUCUGAUGGUUAUCCAAUGCGCCCUUCUUCAUCCCAAAUUCCAAGGCUCGACCUCCGCCCGACUCACCCGAUUAUCUUUGGGACCACUGACCAUUGGGUGGUGGCUAUCCUAUCCCUUUCGUCUGCCCGCCCUCCCGAUCCAAGAUCGAUCAGUCUUUCCCGGGAUAAUGGCCGCAAUCAUGAUCUUCAAAUCGCUCGAAUGGACUUUCGCCUCCGGGCCAUACCACAUCCGUAGUUUGAAAAUUGUCCAAGGCGUGCCCGUUUGGAAGAAGGAUUCGACGGACGAACUUUCAUUGGAAAAAAGGCAGUCUGGUUUGGGUGACUUUGCCUUAUGGACGGUGUUGCUAUUUACCUCUCAACGCGGGUUGAGAUGGUCGUGGGGACCUGAGAGCAAAGGGAACACGAAUUCGUUCGCGCAAGCGCUUCUCGAACUGGUACGGCUUCAAAUGGUUCUCUUGCCAAGUUUAGGCUUCGUGCUCUACUCUGAGGACUGGGCCAACUACGAGAUCGAUCCGCGAGGAGCGCUGCUAAGGCUGGGUGUCCCUUCAUUUCGGGGUCUCGGCUUCAUAGCAGGAUGCUUGCACUCCGUUGGCACAAUGACCGCGCUCAGCACCAUUGUCGAGAUUCCGAGUGCCAUCGCGGUACUACUUUUUCAUCUGGUAUACUCGAUCGCCAAAACAAUGGGCCUUUCUCCCAAGUUAUCCGAGUUGGUUAAUCCAGCAGGCUUGCCUCCCUACUUCGGCUCCUUGUUCGAACUCUCUUCCUUGGCUCAUUUCUGGGGGAAGUCUUGGCACCAGAAGUUCCGUCGUGCUUUCCUCUUCUGCGGCGGUAAACCGGCAAUCUCACUAGCUAGAGCAUUGGGUGCCUCGCCUGAGGUGCAAAAGGUUUGUGGGGUCUUCGCCGUCUUUGCUGUCAGUGGACUUCUUCAUGAAUAUCCCCUGCAUGCUUUCCAACGGGAGCCCCAUCCAUAUCCUCGAGAAUUGUUCAAGACCCUACCAGGCACUUUCAUUUUCUUCUUUGCUCAAGCACUCGGGGUGAUUCUCGAGCCAUUUGUUAUCCCACAUGUGCCGAAGAAGUUGGGUGGGGCCAAGCUUUGGACGGCCUCGUUCUUGUUGCUUACCGCUCCACUCUUCACUCGUGAUGCUUGUCGCCCUCCGGGAUUGUUCAACCAAUUUCGACCUCUUCAAGAAUGGACAUGGGUUGAAAUCCUUAUCCCAGGCCCCCUCUCUUCUCGGACCAUUGCCACCAAGUAG